Messenger RNA from Cucurbitaria berberidis CBS 394.84, 1218 nucleotides. RefSeq lists its product as uncharacterized. The coding region runs from base 1 to 1218 and encodes 405 amino acids. Lineage: Eukaryota; Fungi; Ascomycota; Dothideomycetes; Pleosporales; Cucurbitariaceae. The transcript is spliced from 2 exons. The record is from RefSeq and is a predicted model, not a curated record.
AUGACCCAAAGAACGCGGCAGUCGCCAGAGCCGCACUACAGCUUCACGAUUCCCUCUAUCCAUGAUGAUAUGACACUCGAUUGUCGCAUAUAUCACCCAGCUGCCCUGAACACCUCAGAUGCUGCAAGUAAGACACGAUGGAGGAAACGAGGAAUCAUUAUGGCGCAUCCUUAUGCACCAAUGGGCGGUAGUUACGAUGAUCGUGUGGUGGGUAUCGUUGUGGACGAGUCCUUGAAGGCUGGCUGGAUAGUCGGAUCUUUCAACUUCAGAGGUGCACAUGGUUCAAAAGGACGCACCAGUUGGUCAGGCAAGCCAGAACUCGAAGACUAUAGCUCCUUCGCCGCCUUUUUCCUGCACUAUAUGUGCUACCUGCAGCCGUCUCCAAUUUCAGAUAUUCCUUUCACGCCUGAGCAGUCUCCUGUAUCACUACUGUCGCACAGCUCAGGCGACUCCACGCGGACGCGGAGUGGAGAGCCCCCAGUAGUCAUACUAGGCGGGUACUCAUACGGCUCCCUGAUCCUUAAACAUUUGCCGCCCCUUCCAACCAUUCUACAUCCUUUUUCUUGUCCUAUAACAGGUAGCGCUGCGGAUGAGAUACUUCUACGGGCACACAAGCUCGCCGGCCAGAGUAGCCUGGAAUGGAAAAACUUUGCUAGAGAGCAAGCACGAGAGAAGAGAAGAAAGCCUGGACACGAGCCAAAGCUUUCUGUUACGAUGGGCGGAGAGGAGACGAGUGCCUACCAAAGGAGAAGCAGUCGAGAGAUUCGCAGGAGUUUUGAUGGGAGUCGGAGCCUGGAUCUAAAGACCCGGAUAAGAAGCCUGAGCCAUCGAAGGCUUGCGGAAGAAGGGCCAGUCUCGCCGCUGGAAGAGACGAAGAACGUGGAUGUCACAGUAGCAGAGGUCCGAUAUCUACUCAUAUCACCCCUUACGUCCCCUAUCUCUACGCUUGCGGCGCCAGCUCUAGGCCACAAGUUUUGGAGCAGGCCAAGCGAAGGUUACCAGGAGGUUGUUGGGAAGCAUGCAGCGCUAGCCAUUUACGGUGACCAAGAUAUCUUUGCUUCUGCAAAGAAGAUCCACGACUGGGCUGAGCACCUCAAAGCUGGGCCUGAAUCACAGUUCAUCGGUGUUGAAGUCGAAGGAGCUGGACAUUUUUGGAUUGAAGCGGGGGUCGAAAGGACGCUAAGGGCAACGCUGAGAGACUGGGUGGCUGAGAUUUAA